CUAGGGAGGUUCCAGGGGCCGAGGCUCUGCUGUGGCCUUCUAGAGGUGGACGGAGUCUGGAACUUUUCUUGAGUGACAACGCUCUCCAUGAUGGGUGGAAGGGCAGCUGCUGGAGGAGGCUUGCGGUCUGUCCCCUCUCCCUCCCAGGUGGGAGAUGCGUUAGGGCUAGCUUCCCAGCAGGGGGGAGGCGCCUUCCCAGUUGUAGGGACUCAUCUCUCUCUCUCUCCCUCCCUUCCUCUCUCUCUCUGCAUCCCUACUCUCCUCCCUCGCUGGGCCUGGUGGCUGCAGGGUUCUCAGUAUGAACUCAAGGACAACCCGGGAGUGCACCCCGCCACCUUCGCAGCCCACACGGCCCCAGCGUAUUACCCCUACGGCCAGUUCCAGUACGGGGAUCCCGGGCGGCCCAAGAACGCCACGCGGGAGAGCACCAGCACGCUCAAAGCCUGGCUCAACGAGCACCGCAAGAACCCCUACCCCACCAAGGGCGAGAAGAUCAUGCUGGCCAUCAUCACCAAGAUGACCCUCACGCAGGUCUCCACCUGGUUCGCCAACGCGCGCCGGCGCCUCAAGAAGGAGAACAAGGUGACGUGGGGUGCGCGCAGCAAGGACCAGGAGGACGGUGCUCUCUUCGGAAGCGACACCGAGGGGGACCCAGAGAAGGCCGAGGACGACGAGGAGAUAGACCUAGAGAGCAUAGACAUCGACAAGAUCGACGAGCACGACGGCGACCAGAGCAACGAGGACGAUGAGGACAAGGCCGAGGCACCUCGCGCGCCCGCCGCGCCCACCGCCCUGGCCCGGGAACCGGGCUCGCCCCACGGCCCUCACCUGUCCGCGCCGCCACCUCAGCCGGCCGUCACCGUCGCCGCGGGGGUGCUCCACGGCGACAAGGCCUCAGCCCGCAGCAGCCCCUCGCUCCCAGAGAGAGACCUCGUCCCCAGGCCCGACUCGCCGGCCCAGCAGUUAAAGUCACCCUUCCAGCCCGUACGCGACAACUCGCUGGCCCCGCAGGAGGGAACGCCGAGGAUCCUAGCAGGCCUCCCGUCAGCCUGAUUCAGGAUCUUCUUUUACUUUCGCGGGGGGGGAGGGGGGAGAAGUUCAGGAGGGAGGGGGUGAGGGAGGAAUUAAGACAAAUAUUUCAGACUGGUGUAAAGGGCAAAUCUGGCGACGAAGUCAAGGACUCCCAUCCAUCGCUUUCUGCAGAAAGGGGCUCCUCCGGCCCCGAGCCCGCGUCCAGGCAGUCUGGCCUCUGCCCGCGCACGGCUCAGGUGGCUGUCACCGUGCUCUGGGUGAUUAUCGGUUCCAAAAUGCCCCCAUGUGCUUGUGUCUUUUUUUCUGUAUAUAGAGUGAUUUCAGAUUGUAAAUAGCACGUCAGCAAACUUGUCUAAAUCAUAUAUUUUUGUCUAAUAAACUAAAUGAAAUGAUG
This is a messenger RNA of Vicugna pacos (alpaca), 1426 nucleotides long. Lineage: Eukaryota; Metazoa; Chordata; Mammalia; Artiodactyla; Camelidae. The record is from RefSeq and is a predicted model, not a curated record.